This is a messenger RNA of Sporisorium graminicola, 1413 nucleotides long. RefSeq lists its product as uncharacterized. The transcript has 2 exons. Gene Ontology annotation, biological process: mitochondrial electron transport, NADH to ubiquinone. The record is from RefSeq and is a predicted model, not a curated record. NCBI's taxonomy places the organism in Eukaryota, Fungi, Basidiomycota, Ustilaginomycetes, Ustilaginales, Ustilaginaceae. Gene Ontology annotation, molecular function: NADH dehydrogenase (ubiquinone) activity; NAD binding; quinone binding. Bases 1 to 1413 code for a protein of 470 amino acids.
AUGUCGCCUUCGCUCUUCCGCACCGUUCGACCGGCAGCUCAGCUUUACCGAUCGAGCGCACCCUCGUCGUCCAGCAGACUCCUCUCCACCACCGUUCGCCGCUCGCUCGCCAGUGAAGCCCAGGAUACCACCCCUUCGUCCAAGGCGUUCCCGAUUUCGCCCGCCACUUCGGCCUAUACGGUUGAAGAGCUGCACGACAAGACCGCACAGGAGAUCCUCAGCGAGGGCGGCUCCAGGAAGGACCGCUCGCUGCGUCAUUUCACCGUUAACUUUGGUCCUCAGCAUCCCGCCGCCCACGGUGUGUUGCGUUUGAUCCUCGAGCUCAACGGUGAAGAGAUCCUUCGAACUGACCCCCACGUCGGUCUCUUGCACCGAGGUACUGAGAAGCUCAUCGAGUACAAGACCUACACCCAGGCUCUCCCCUACUUUGACCGACUCGACUACGUUUCGAUGAUGACCAACGAGCUCUGCUACUCGCGAGCCGUCGAGAAGCUGCUCAACAUCGAGGUCCCCGAGAGGGCCAAGUGGAUCCGCACCAUGUUCGGCGAGAUUACGCGUAUUCUCAACCACUGCAUGGCCGUCCUUUCGCACGUCAUGGACGUUGGUGGUCUCACUCCCUUCUUGUGGGCUUUCGAGGAGCGAGAGAAGCUCAUGGAGUUCUACGAGCGUGUUUCGGGUGCGCGUUUGCACGCCGCCUACGUCCGCCCCGGUGGUGUCGCAUACGAUCUGCCUCCCGGCUUGCUCGAUGACAUCCACAAGUGGGCCACGCAGUUCGGUUCGCGUGUCGACGAGAUCGAGGAGGUCGUCACGGGCAACCGUAUCUGGAAGGGCCGUACCAUUGGUAUCGGCAAGGUCACAGCUCAGGAGGCGCUCGACUACGGAUUCUCCGGUGUCAUGCUUCGAGGCUCCGGUAUCCCCUGGGAUAUCCGCAAAGUGGCUCCCUACGACGCUUACGACCAGGUCGAAUUCGACGUGCCCGUCGGUAAGAACGGCGACUGCUACGACCGAUACUUGUGCCGUGUCGAAGAGUUCCGCCAGUCGCUGCGUAUCAUCGAGCAGUGCCUCAACAAGAUGCCCGCCGGCCAGAUCAAGGUCGACGACCACAAGCUCGUCCCGCCGCCGCGUGCCACCAUGAAGGAGAGCAUGGAGUCGCUCAUCCACCACUUCAAGCUCUUCUCGGAAGGGUACGCUGUGCCACCUGGUGAGACGUAUUCGGCCAUCGAGGCUCCCAAGGGUGAGAUGGGCGUGUACCUCGUGUCGGACGGAACCAACCGCCCAUACCGAUGCAAGAUCCGUGCGCCUGGUUUCGCGCACUUGGCAGGUGCCGAUUUCAUGGCCCGUCACCACUACAUCCCCGACAUGGUCGCUAUCAUUGGUACCCUCGACCUUGUGUUCGGUGAGGUCGACCGUUAA